UACGCUCAUUGCUCAGUCCAAGCUUGCGCUCCCUCGCCUACCAUCUCCGCUUCCCUUCCACGCUCCCGUCGCACUCCAAUGGCGUCGAUCGCAAUCCACGUAGAAGAAGAAGAAGAAGAAGCCGCAGCCGCCUCCUCUCCUCCACCUCCUCCUCCUCCUCCUUCUGCACAGACGAGCCAGUGGAUCGCGGCGCAGGACCUGCUCCGGCGAAGGCUGAUCGAGCGCGACGAUUUCCCGUGGACCUUGCCGGGCGGCGGCGGCGGCGGCGAGGCGCUGAAGUACGUCGGCGGCGGCGGCGAGGCGCUGAAGUACGUCGGCGGCGUCGACAUGAGCUUCGCCAAGGACGACGCCUCGCUGGCCUGCGCGGCGCUCGUCGUCCUGGACCUCGCGACGCUGCAGGUCGUGUACGAGGACUUCGCCGUCGUCAGGCUCGAGGUCCCUUACGUUCCUGGCUUCCUCGCUUUCAGAGAGGCCCCUGUUCUUCUGGGACUUCUGGAGAAGGUCAAAAGCAGUGCCAAGGAUAUCUGUCCACAGUUAAUAAUGGUCGAUGGAAAUGGGUUACUUCAUCCUCGAGGUUUUGGAUUAGCCUGCCAUCUUGGUGUUCUGGCUGAUCUCCCCACCAUUGGGAUUGGAAAAAAUUUGCAUCAUGUGGAUGGUCUGACUCUAUCUGGAGUGAAGCAGCUUCUAGAAGCCAAGGAUAACUUCUCUAAAGAUCUUCUCACUUUGACUGGAUCCUCUGGACGCAUAUGGGGUGUGGCAAUGCAAUCAACAUGGAAUACAUCAAAGCCUAUUUUUGUGUCAAUUGGACACCGUAUAUCCCUUCAAACUGCUGUCAAAGUUGUUGGGAUGACUUGCAAAUAUCGGGUCCCAGAGCCAGUGCGACAGGCUGACAUCAGGUCAAGAGACUUCCUUCGCAAGAAUGGUUAUAUCUGUUAGGGAGCUCAUCAGGCUAUGUUAACUUCAGAAUUCUAACUCAAAGCAUGGUUUUCUUCAUUGGUGCUUAGAUCUGGUAUGUUGAAAUUGUCAUAAGUCCUACUUUCUGAAUUUCCUAAUUAUUGUCACAGCACCAAGAAUGCUUUUGACAGCCAUUUUCUGUUCUUUUUCUUUUCUCUCAUUUUGACAGCAAAAAAGCUGGUUGUUAAGAUUAGAAUGUUGAAGAAUAUCAGUAGGCUCGUUGAAUUAAGCUGUCAUAUCAAUAUCCUAAAGUGGCAGCUGACUCAAGAUAUUCAGGUGUUAAGGUGUUUACUUGGCUAGUUGAAUUAGGAUGGCUCCUUCUGUAUCUGCUUGCAUAGAGAAGUACUUUAAUUAAGGAGAAUGAAGAAACAAACUGAGUACACUGUAUAUCAUAAGGUGACAACAAAAGAAAACAUAGAAGAGAGAUGAGAGAAAAGAAAGUAACCUAAAGAGAAUGUUAUAACUUUAAACCAGUUUAAUUUA
Messenger RNA from Eucalyptus grandis, 1437 nucleotides. Its product is annotated as endonuclease V. Bases 79 to 936 code for a protein of 285 amino acids. NCBI's taxonomy places the organism in Eukaryota, Viridiplantae, Streptophyta, Magnoliopsida, Myrtales, Myrtaceae. The record is from RefSeq and is a predicted model, not a curated record. The transcript is spliced from 9 exons. Gene Ontology annotation, molecular function: RNA endonuclease activity producing 5'-phosphomonoesters, hydrolytic mechanism; single-stranded RNA binding. Gene Ontology annotation, cellular component: cytoplasm; nucleolus. Gene Ontology annotation, biological process: DNA repair.